Stereum hirsutum FP-91666 SS1 is the source of this 2750-nucleotide messenger RNA. RefSeq names its product atypical/PIKK/PI3K protein kinase. The transcript is spliced from 13 exons. Gene Ontology annotation, cellular component: phosphatidylinositol 3-kinase complex, class III, type I; phagophore assembly site; endosome. The record is from RefSeq and is a predicted model, not a curated record. Bases 73 to 2622 code for a protein of 849 amino acids. NCBI's taxonomy places the organism in Eukaryota, Fungi, Basidiomycota, Agaricomycetes, Russulales, Stereaceae. Gene Ontology annotation, molecular function: 1-phosphatidylinositol-3-kinase activity. Gene Ontology annotation, biological process: phosphatidylinositol-mediated signaling; phosphatidylinositol-3-phosphate biosynthetic process; autophagy of peroxisome.
GGAUUCGAUACCUCCGCGCAAUAUAGUCUAUCUGUCUCAAAUAUAUCUAGGACAUUCUGGAGCAAAUGAGCCAUGAACAAAGAUAACAAGGACGACUUCACUUUUGCUCGACUCUGCGACCUCAAGCUGCCAGUAACAUUCCGAAUAGCUCAACUUGAGGGUACACGGCAUCCAAGAUCUUUCACAGAAAUCAUAGAUGACCCAGAGCUGAGGUUUCAUGGGCUACAAUCCCAAGGACUCUCAGACCUAUACGUCACCUGUCAAUUAGUUGCGGACAAUAAGCCUUUGACCAUUCCGUUUCGGACGUCAUUCAAGGCCUUCAAAAGCAACUACACAUGGAACGAAUGGAUCAGCUUCCCUAUACGAUACUGCGACCUUCCUCUUAGCUCUCAGAUAAUAUUCACAGUCUGGGACAUUGCUGGCCCUCGCGCCGCCACACCAGUCGGGGGCACGACGUUCAGGCUCUUCGGGAAGAAAUGGACCCUACGAAGAGGGAAACAUCGGAUGUUGCUCUGGCCUGGGAGGGAGGCGGAUGGCUCGGUAGAAAGCACUACACCGAGCAAGAUGGGAACGAGAGAUGAGAUGGGAAGGUUGGAGAAGUUGGUGAAGAAGUACGAGAGAGGAGACUUGCCCAAGUCGGAUUGGCUUGACAAGAUGGCCUUCAGAAAGAUGACUGAAAUUCAUGCGGCUGAGACUGAAAAGUCUGACAACCUCUUCCUCUACGUCGACCUGCCCCGCUUCGAUUUCCCCGUCAUAUUCAGCGAACCUGAAGUGGCCGCAUCGUCCUCAACAACUACGGUCGUCGCACCACCAUCCCACCAACCGAUCACUCCCUCAAUAUCCACCUCCUUCGCCUCUGACCCUUACCUCUGGGCAAUACUAGACCCAGACGCACCGAGAGAUAACCCCGUGGAAGACAAACAUCGUCGACUCGUACGGAGUCAUCGAAGCAGUCCUUACGACCGUGAACUCAAACCAAACACAAAGAUACGAGACGAGCUGGGCGUGAUUCUCAGCUAUGCACCCAGUCAAACAUUGACCUCCGAAGAGAAAGACUUGAUCUGGAAAUUCCGGUUCUACCUCGCUCGGGACAAACGCGGUCUCACCAAAUUCCUCAAGUCCGUGACGUGGCGAGACCCAUCAGAGGUGAAGCAGGCCGUGGAAGAAUUACUACCUCAAUGGACAGAAAUCGACACAGACGACGCACUAGAGUUACUUGGUCCCGGUACCGUCGAUUCGCGUGUGAGAGCAUUCGCCGUUAAGCAGCUCAGCCGAGCAGACGACGAUGAACUCAUGCUCUAUCUGCUCCAACUGGUACAAGCUCUCAAAUUCGAAAGCACGGCUAGCGAUCAACGCUCUUCGCGGUCCACAGCUAGUGCAAUCUCGUACGACGACAGCGGGUUGGCCGAUUUCCUCAUUUCGCGCGCGGUACAGAAUUCGGUGCUCGGAAAUCGGCUGCAUUGGUAUCUUGCCGUCGAGGUGGCGUUGGAGGACCGUGUUAUGGCGAAGAUGUACGGAAAGGUCAUCUUCAAAUUCCAGCAACGUAUCCUGGAUUAUGAUAGUGUCAGAGGCAAAGAGCGGCGAACGCUUAUGGGUCGGCAAGGAGAACUCAUCGCCACCCUUGCCAAACGCGCCAAAGAGAUACGCAUGUCCAAAGAUCCCCGUCCCAAGAAGAUCGAGAAACUGCGCGCUUUCCUUUCCGACUCCAAGAACAAUCUCAACUCUAUGCCACCUCUCCCACUCCCUCUCAACGCCACAAUCGAAGUAACAGGCAUCAUCCCCGAGAAGUCCUCCGUCUUCAAAUCAAACCUCUACCCUCUCCUCCUCUUCUUCUCCUGCUCCGAUGGUUCCGAGUUUCCGGUCAUAUUCAAAGAUGGAGAUGAUAUGCGUCAAGAUCAACUCGUGAUUCAGCUGUUCACGUUGAUGGAUAGGUUAUUGAGGAAGGAGAACCUCGAUUUGAAGUUGACGCCAUACCACGUCCUGGCGACGGGUCCUUUGCAGGGCAUGGCGCAGUUCGUGGAGAGCAAGACAUUGGCGGCGAUUGUGAGUGAGAGUGGGACGUUAUUGAAUUAUUUGCGGAAGUAUUGGCCAGAUGAGGGGAGUGUGGGGACGUAUGGGGUUGAGCCGAGUGUGAUCGAUACGUUCAUUAGGAGUUGUGCUGGCUACUGUGUCGUAACAUACCUACUAGGUGUGGGUGAUCGCCACUUGGACAACCUGCUGCUCACUCCUGAUGGCCACUUCUUCCACGUCGACUUCGGGUACAUCCUCGGUCGGGACCCGAAGCCCUUCCCACCCGCUGUCAAAGUCUGCAAAGAAAUGAUCGACGCCAUGGGUGGCGCCCAGUCCAUGCACUACGCACGCUUCAAGAACUUCUGCUUCACUGGCUUCACCAUCCUGCGCAAAUCGGCGAACCUGAUCCUCAACCUCGUCACCCUCAUGGUCGACGCGAAUAUACCUGAUAUCAAGCACAGAAACGUGCAUGAACAGAUCCAGGAGAAGUUCCUGUUGGAGUUGACGGAGGAAGAGGCUAUCAAGCAGUUUGAGACACUUUUGAAUGAGGGAAGUUAUUUCACGAAGGUGGUGGAUCGGUUCCAUGAUUUGGCGCAGUAUUGGAGGAGUUGAGUUGAACGGUGAGAAUCUUGGGGUGUUGUAGCUUUUGGAUUGUUCGUAUAACUUAUGUCGUGUACGAGUCUCGGACUACUCCUGUACCCUUAUUCAUGAUGUUUUCAUUCCACACCAUCGGAACUACC